Messenger RNA from Daphnia magna, 2916 nucleotides. RefSeq names its product SH3 domain-containing kinase-binding protein 1 (gene cindr). Lineage: Eukaryota; Metazoa; Arthropoda; Branchiopoda; Diplostraca; Daphniidae. Gene Ontology annotation, molecular function: protein binding. The record is from RefSeq and is a predicted model, not a curated record. The transcript is spliced from 8 exons. Bases 187 to 2142 code for a protein of 651 amino acids.
AGCCGCCCAGGGCCAGCAGUUCCAUUAUUUGAAAUCGACAACUCCGUUGACUGUAAACACUCGAUUAAUAUUGCUUAUGCCCAUUAUCACGGGAAACCCAAUAGUAAAAACCAGUCUUCGAAUUAUUUUACGUCCACAUUUUUUUACUGUUCUUCCUGAUAGCUGCUGAUCUUUUUUAAAAAUUCGAUGGAAGUCCUUGUUCUUUUUAAUUACGACGGUCAAGCAGAUGACGAACUUACAAUAAGAAAAGGAGAUGUUAUACUGGAUGUAAAGAAGCUUGAAGGAGGUUGGUGGGAAGGAUUACUUGGCUCCAAGCGAGGGCUUUUUCCUGAUAACUUUGUUAUGGUAGUGGCUGAGGCUGACAUGAAUCAAUCUUACUCUUCUGCAGCAGUCCGCUCAGAGAAAGGAAGAAAGUGUCGAGCAUUGUUUAGUUAUGCUCCUUCACACGAAGAUGAAUUACAACUUCUUGUAGGAGAUGAGAUUCAUUUUCUUGGAGAGGUUGAAGAAGGUUGGUGGAGAGGAAAGCUAAAUGGAAAGAUUGGGGUUUUUCCUUCCAAUUUUGUUGUUAUUGAAGAUCCUCCAACCAGCACAGCUAUCCAUGUUCCAAAGGGACCGGUCACUAAUCAAGUGGCUAUUUCGUCCGAUAUUGCUCCUGAACUACCUCCUAAGCCCCUCAGAGAAAUUGCAAGAGUUCUGUUUCCAUAUUCUGCUCUGCAGCCUGAUGAACUGGAGCUCCGAGAAGGAGACUUGGUGACUAUACAUAGCAAAGACUGUGAAGAUAAAGGGUGGUGGAAGGGAGAGGUCAACAAUAAAAUUGGUGUGUUUCCUGAUAACUUUGUUGAAGUGAUACCUCAUAAUUCUAGUAGUGGUGCAUUGGGGAAGUCUGUGCACCCAACGCUCAACAUUUCACCUUCAACUGGAACAGCCAAGACGCCACAAAUUCGCGGGGUUCCGAAGAAGGAACCUGCAAGCCCACCUCCAUCCACUAAUAUUGAUUCAGUCCCACGUAAUAUAUCUUCUUUUACUGGAAAUACUGUGGAGAAUCCAAAUUCUCUGAGUGAUGAACAGAAAUUGCAGCAAGUUGAAGCUGAUAUUCUAAAUGCCAUUACACCAACGGAAUCGCUUCCCCACAUCACAGCAUCCAGAGCCCGUCCAACUAAAACCCGAAGGCCACCCUCAGCCUUAUUUUUUAAGGAUGUUGAAAAUGAGGAUUCAAGCGGAGGCCUUUCCAUUCCAUCAGUUAUUCGUGGAUUGAGUGUCCCAACAGAAGAGUUGGAGAAAAGUAGUCCAGGGUCACCAGUUGAGCAGCAACAGCGCCCAAUGACAAAGAUGCGAAAUUCGUCGAUUAAACCCCCUUGGAUGGAAGAGCUAAAACGAAAUCAGGAAAAGAAGGAAAAAGGUUCGAUUACUACCACUACGAACAGUAAUCAUGAAAAACCUUCUGUUCUCCCAGUAAAACCUAUAAUUCCGAAAUCCACCAACACUUCUAUGGAUGUGCCACCGAAUAGUCAACCACACACGCAGUCAGAAGCAAAUUCUGUUACUUUGAAAGAGCUAAUCUCACACAAAGUGGGACCGAAAAAUGUUAACGCCAAAUUCGAACAAUUGUCUUCAGUUGAAGUUCCGGGGAUUCACGAAGGCCCGCCCCCAAAAUCGUUUGGGAAUGUAACAGGGCCUAUCAGUUUGUCGUCCGUGUUACCCAAUGAAAAAACUACCCAAAAGGAAUCAGCUGUCCCAUCUGCGCUACAAUUCCGUGACGAGAAAAAAACCUUACCGGAAACUGGGACAUCGAUGGUGUUGAAAGAAUAUCCAGAAGCUAACUUUAGUAGCCAUGGAACUGGGAAUGCGACGAAACAAACAUUGACGUCACUACAUCCUUCCAAAGGUCCAGGAGUAAAACAAACUGUGUGUUCAACAAACCACAAUCCAGUCAACCUUAAUGAACUUGCACAGUUAAAUAAUUCAGAUUAUAUAGUUCAACGGGAGUUACACUCUCUCCAACUUCGCGUGGCUUCCCUAGAGGCAACAGUCUUAAAUCUUCAAAUGGAACUUUUACAGCUAAAAAAUGCACCCGUCGAAGAACAUAAGUGUCGGUGCAUGCAAAAAGUGAGCAGUACUGAGGCAUCACUGGUCCAUAUUUAAAACGAAAUGGCAAGUCCUAUUUUAACCUUUUACCCUUUUACUUAAAAAUACGAAGUGUGUAUCGUGAUUAGUACUGUAAAAAUUGAUUUUCUGAAUUCAAUCAUUAUCUAUUUUUAAGCAGACAUUCCAAUCCUCAGUCAAAGUUAGUCACGUGACAUUAUUCAACACUCGUACUUCUCUAGUUGAUGCAAAUUUAUAAACUUGCUGUAUCCGUUUUUUUUUGUUUGUUUGUUGGGUGCUAACAUAUUGUUCCACAGUUAAGAACAGUGUUACAAUCUACGAGUAAUGAAGGAGGUUUAUUUAUUUUACCUGGGGAAAUAGGACCAGCCAAUAGAUCUCCGUUCUUCCAAAAGGGAAAGUAAAGAGACACCCUUGCUUGUAUCCACAAAAAUUGCCGGUGCUGAAGUUUAAUUCUGAAAAAUUAAAAGAAGUUGUAUAUCGCGUUACAUCGAAUUCUUAUCUUGUACUUUAAUCGUAAUAAAGUAACAUAACGGUAGUGAAGUAAUCACGUCGACGAGUACUUCUUCCUGAAAUUGCGUUAAAUAUGUGUGCUAUUAUACGAACCUUAUGCAUGCGAACCUAUUCAGUCUUGACAUAUUCCUCGUAAACAAACAGUUGAGUAGCGUACUUACGUGCCUUUGAAGUUUUUGUAGCUGGUUGUAAAUAUGUUGCCUCAAAAUUUAAACUUCAGUAGGUUAAUACGAGUAGUUAAGAUUACAACAAUCAUUCUGUAUUUAAUUAUAAGUAGUGCCAACAAUAUAAAGCUGAAAAUUU